Messenger RNA from Halichondria panicea, 1342 nucleotides. RefSeq lists its product as uncharacterized. The transcript is spliced from 5 exons. Gene Ontology annotation, biological process: cell-matrix adhesion. Lineage: Eukaryota; Metazoa; Porifera; Demospongiae; Suberitida; Halichondriidae. The record is from RefSeq and is a predicted model, not a curated record. Bases 1 to 759 code for a protein of 252 amino acids.
AUGGCAACAGAUGGUCAACGUUCAUUUGUCAUUUUCCUCUACGAUGACAUACAAGGGACAAACGGUGGUGAUGCACUGGCUGGAAUCAACGGUGGUGAUGGUGUCCGCUCUGUGACUGUACCUGGCUCCUUAUCAGAAGCUAUCAUGAACAUCACGACCACUAGCAAUAACCAGUAUUCAGGUUUACACAAGACGUGGUUGGUUACAAUUUGUGAUGAGGUGGUUAUUGAACUUGUGUCUGGGACAUUGGCUUUCCCUACUGAGAUCACAAUUGAAAUAGACAAUGUGCUCAACACACUGACCUUUCCCUCUGGGUCUGUCCCCAACACUAAACUGAGUUUCAGGCCCACCCUCAUCGGCAACAACCGAAGACUUGUUGCAUUGGCAACAGUGACACCUGUGGGCUAUAUAAACUCUGCCAUCGUAGCCCUGUUCACUAAUGACAGUGAGCCUGUGCUCUACUGCACUUCAUUUGUACGAGGCGCCUCAUCUCUUGAUGGAACCACAAAAGUUGAUUUACAGAAUGGUCCUUUCAGGUUUCUGGGACAAGAUCACACUUCCAUCUUUGUCAACACAAAUGGAGAUGUGUCUCUCAGUGCUUCGUUUACAAAUUCUUUUACAGAAGAUUUCCCACUUGUAUCGUCCAACCCCCCGGUAUUAGCCCCAUUCUGGUCAAAUACCGAUUCACGUUCUAGUGGGUUAGUACUUAUGCAGAGACUCAAGACUCCAUGCUCCUCACACGAGCUGCUAAUGAAGUGAGCACUGCCUUUCCUAACCAGCCUACCUUCACUCCUACGUCCCUGUUCAUUGCUACUUGGCUUCAACUCCAUCAGGCCUUUAGUUUUAGUCCUGAGGUAAAUACUUUCCAAAUCGUCAUGGCAACAGAUGGUCAACGUUCAUUUGUCAUCUUCCUCUACGAUGACAUACAAUGGACAAACAGUGGUUAUGCACUGGCUGGAAUCAACGGUGGUGAUGGUGUCCGCUCUGUGACUGUUACUGACUCCUUAUCAGAAGCUAUCAUGAACAUCGUGACCACUAACAAUGUUGGGAGGCCUGGGGUGUGGAUGUACAGAGUGGACACUUCCGCCAUCAUUGAUCCCAGUGACCCCUAACAACCAUAUAGUUCAUCCCAUACAACAUUUGAGUGUUAGGUGAUUAGUUUAUCAAUAUGUAGGCUCAAGCUAUGGACAACACGCAUUGACUGCUGAUGAUGUAUUAUUUUAUUGUUAACUUAUUGUAUAGUGACAGACACUGUCAUACAUACAUUGUAUAUUAUAUUUAACAUGAUAAUUAUGCCUUGAUGCGUGAGCGUAUGGGGUGCCGUUUGUGUCAAAAUCCAAAU